Molecule: messenger RNA, 3342 nt
Organism: Erpetoichthys calabaricus (reedfish)
Lineage: Eukaryota; Metazoa; Chordata; Cladistia; Polypteriformes; Polypteridae
Gene: glud1a
Product: glutamate dehydrogenase 1a
Exons: 13
Coding region: 111-1739 (542 amino acids)
Biological process (GO): L-glutamate catabolic process
Cellular component (GO): mitochondrion
Molecular function (GO): L-glutamate dehydrogenase (NAD+) activity
Source: RefSeq, a predicted model, not a curated record
CUCCUCUUAAAGCGCGCGCCGACAUGAGGGCUGUCAGUGAGAAGUACAGAUAGCUCUGCGUGUGUAGCCUCCAUCUUCACUAACAGCGCCUUGUAAAUUCAUCCGGCGGCAUGUACAGGUACCUGGGCGAGUUGCUCUCUCGCGGAGCUAUAGCUUCAAGCUGUGCCGAGUCUGUGCUGCCGUCUUCCGCCGCGCUCUUGCGCGUACGCAAUUACAGCGAAGCUGUGGGAGCUUCCAAGGGUGAUGAUGACCCCAACUUCUUCAAGAUGGUGGAGGGUUUUUUCGAUCGCGGAGCUAGUAUCGUGGAGGAUAAGCUGGUGGAAGACUUGAAGACCAAAGAAUCCGACGAGCAGAAGAGGCACCGGGUUCGAGGGAUCCUUAAGAUCAUCAAACCGUGCAACCAUGUCCUGAGCGUCUCAUUCCCCAUCAAGAGAGACAACGGCGAAUGGGAAGUGAUCGAGGGGUACCGGGCCCAGCACAGCCAGCACCGCACCCCGUGUAAAGGAGGUAUUCGCUACAGUACAGAUGUAUGUGUUGAUGAGGUAAAAGCUUUGGCCUCCCUAAUGACCUACAAAUGUGCAGUUGUUGAUGUUCCAUUUGGAGGGGCCAAAGCGGGAGUGAAGAUUAACACAAGAAAUUACUCUGAUAGCGAAUUAGAAAAAAUCACAAGACGAUUCACUAUUGAGUUGGCAAAGAAAGGUUUCAUUGGUCCUGGUAUUGAUGUCCCUGCCCCUGAUAUGAGCACUGGAGAACGAGAGAUGUCCUGGAUUGCUGACACAUAUGCAAAUACGAUGGGUCACAAUGAUAUAAAUGCUCAUGCUUGUGUGACUGGGAAGCCAAUUAGCCAAGGAGGCAUCCAUGGCAGAAUCUCUGCAACUGGCAGAGGAGUAUUUCAUGGUAUUGAGAACUUCAUCAAUGAAGCUUCAUACAUGAGUGUAUUAGGCAUGACUCCUGGGUUUGGGGAUAAGACCUUUGUUAUUCAGGGAUUUGGUAAUGUAGGCCUGCACUCCAUGCGUUAUCUACACCGCUAUGGUGCUAAGUGCAUUGGUGUUGGAGAAGUAGAUGGUGCGAUUUGGAACCCUAAUGGUAUUGACCCCAAGGAGCUUGAGGAUUAUAAAUUGCAACAUGGCACCAUUGUAGGUUUUCCCAAAGCAACACCUUAUGAAGACAAUAUUCUUGAAGCAGACUGUGACAUCCUCAUCCCUGCAGCCAGUGAAAAGCAGUUGACAAAGGCCAAUGCACAACGGAUUAAAGCAAAGAUCAUUGCCGAAGGUGCAAAUGGUCCAACAACUCCUGAAGCAGACAAGAUUUUCCUUGAAAGAAAUAUUAUGGUCAUUCCGGAUCUUUAUCUGAACGCCGGAGGUGUGACAGUGUCUUACUUUGAGUGGCUGAAGAAUCUCAAUCAUGUGAGCUAUGGCCGACUGACAUUCAAAUAUGAGCGAGAUUCCAACUACCACCUGCUCAUGUCGGUGCAGGAGAGCCUGGAGAGGAAGUUUGGGAAGCAUGGCGGGACCAUCCCAGUUGUGCCCACAGCAGAGUUCCAGGCUAGGAUAGCCGGUGCCUCAGAGAAGGAUAUCGUUCACUCAGGCCUUGCAUAUACCAUGGAGCGUUCUGCCAGGCAAAUCAUGCGUACAGCCAUGAAGUACAACCUGGGCUUGGACCUCCGGACAGCUGCCUACGUCAAUGCCAUUGAGAAGGUGUUUAAGGUGUACAAUGAGGCUGGUCUGACCUUCACAUAAGGUGCCUCUCGAGCCGUGUGGCCAGGACACCCGCUCCCUCACUAACUGCCUCCUGCCUAGCCCUGUUCAGCUUUUCCAAUAUAUCGUACUUCAUUUUACAGCCUACACCAGUUUGUACGUAACCUGCCAAGAACUCUUUUGUGCUCCAGUGACUUUAGAUUGCCUUGCCACCUAAACCCGAAUUCUUCAUCUCAAUUAUUAACCUGCUGCCGGACAGCCAUUUCUCUCCAGCUGCAGUCCUUUUCUGUAAUCUUGCUGCAUCUCCAUGGUCGCUGAUGAUGAGUUUUGGCUACCUUCUUCUUAUGCCAAAGUGUUUUUGUAGGCAUUGCUGAGAGGGGGAGGGAGGUUCGUCUCCACUGCCAAAGCAGUUUUGCCAGAGGGAAUGGGUGUUGCACAUUUGUGAAGAACAACUAAGGCACAUCUGUAAACCACUGCUUCCUUAAAAGUUUCCGCAGGGCAGAGACACCUAUAAUUAAGACAUGCAAAAGUCCAGAAGGAAAUUUGACGCUGAAUGGAAAUUGUUUGCUUUUAUUUUUCUGUUUUAUGAUUUUAUAAAGGAGGGAAAAAGUGUACAUGGGAAGAAAUGGUUCUUAUUCCUUUGGUGGUCUGUGCGGAGGAUAGGUUAGUUCAUCGUUUGAGGUUGGCCUGGCUGGAUAUGGCCAUGUUCCAGAAUCAUAAUUAAUGAUUGAAGCAAAAACACAUUUGUAUUAAUUAUAGUAAGGUUUUAUGUAUGCAAUGCUCUUAUUGUUCAUUUCAGAUUUGUUUUUAAAGUGUUGGUUUCAUAUAUGUUGUUUGUACCAUGCAAGUGUGAGGAAAGAUCACCCUUGGUGCCAAUUCCUUGGGUUGAUGGGGUUUCCUGAUGCAGUUCCCAACAUAUAAAAAAAGAAAGCACUUGACUUUAUUUUUUAUAUAUAUUUUUUUAUAAUGAUUUGUCGGGCGGCACGGUGGCACAGUGGGUAGCGCUGCUGCCUCGCAGUUGGGAGAUCUGGGGACCUGGGUUCGAUUCCCAGGUCCUCCCUGCGUGGAGUUUGCAUGUUCUCCCCGUGUCUGCGUGGGUUUCCUCCGGGCGCUCUGGUUUCCUCCCACAGUCCAAAGACAUGCAGGUUAGGCGGAUUGGUGAUUCUAAAUUGGCCCUAGUGUGUGUUUGGUGUGUGGGUGUGUUUGUGUGUGUCCUGCAGUGGGUUGGCACCCUGCCCGGGAUUGUUUCCUGCCUUGUGCCCUGUGUUGGCUGGGAUUGGCUCCAGCAGACCCCCGUGACCCUGUGUUCGGAUUCAGCGGGUUGGAAAAUGGAUGGAUGGAUGGAUGAUUUGUCAAGUUUUCCAAGGAACAAGUAUGCAAGCUGUAUCCACCAAAAACAGAAUUUGGAAGUGUUCUGACCUUAUUCUAUACUGAUCAGUUAAACUGCAUGACUCAGCCACUGCGAGAAUUAAUAGUCCGUGUUUUAGUGCAGAGAGGAAAAGCGAGCGCAAGCAACGCACAGAUGUAACAUGGGAAAACUCAUUCUGGAAGAACGUUUGGUCACUGGUGUUCUUGACUCCGAGGUGCUUAUAGAUGAUUGCCUAGUUUGUAAUGCCUUUUAUCAAAAUAAAUAAAAACAGAAAUA